Messenger RNA from Ambispora gerdemannii, 177 nucleotides. Lineage: Eukaryota; Fungi; Glomeromycota; Glomeromycetes; Archaeosporales; Ambisporaceae. The record is from the annotation of a GenBank genome assembly.
AUGGAAGCUUUGUUACAGAACAAAAACUCGGGUUAUCAUGCCCGUGAAACAUACCUAAAUAUUCAUGCUAGAACCAAUCUUGCCAAACUUGAUCCUGAUGGUGCAGUAAAGAUUGUUAACUACGAAAUGAAUGUUUCACUGGGGUGUGCGAUAUACUACAUGGAUGUGGUAUCAUAG